AUGGAAGGGAUUGGCACUGCUGACCCCAAUUCCCUGGACGAAUAUUUGGCGGGAGACGGCUACCGCGGCCUGGCGGACGCCCUGUCGAUGAGACCCGACGCGGUCAUCGGCCUGGUUCUGGACGCUGGGCUGCUGGGUCGCGGCGGAGCCUAUUUCCCGGCGGCCCGCAAGUGGCAGGCGGCCCGACGGGUGAGUUCCACCCGGCGACACCUGGUGGUCAACGCGGAAGAGGGCGAGCCCGGCGUCUUCAAGGACCGGCACCUGAUGGAGGGUAAUCCCCACCGUAUUAUCGAAGGGGCCCUCAUCGCCGCCUACGCCGCCGGCGCCGGGAAUGUGGUGAUCUACAUCAACGCGGAGGCGAACCUUUCGGCGGACCGCAUGGCGUCGGCCCUGGCGGCUGCGGAGGCGGCGGGCCUGGUCAGCGUCGAUGUGUUGGGGAGCGGCUUCGCGUGCGCGGUCACCAUCCGUCGCGGCGCCGGCGGCUACGUUUGCGGAGAGGAGACGACGCUGCUCAAUACGGUGGAAGGGCGACGGCGCGAACCGCGUCUGCGUCCACCGUUUCCCACCGAUGCGGGGCUGUACGGUGAGCCGACGGUGAUCAACAACGCGGAAACUCUCGCCAACCUCCCUGCCAUUCUGCGGGGAGGCGCGCGUCGGUUCGCGUCGGUCGGCCUCAACGACGCGCGAGGGACUCGGCUGGUGUCUCUGAGCGGCGCGGUGCGGCGGCCGGGCCUGGCUGAAGUGCCGAUGGGCGUCACGGUCCGGCAGGUCAUUGACCUUGUUGGCGGGGGAGUGCCGGAAGGACGCAGUCUUGGGUUCGCCGCAGUGGGCGGACCAUCCAGCGGGCUGUUGCCGCCGAGCGAGCUGGACGUUCCUUUGCGGCCCGGUAUGCUUCAUGACAGCGGCGUCGUGAUGGGGGCCGGCGGCAUCACCGUCUUCGACGACCAAGCGUCGCCGGCGGAAGUCGCGGCGCGUUUGAGCCGGUACAACGCCGCCGAGUCCUGCGGCAAAUGCACGCCCUGCCGCGAGGGCACCCCUCGGAUCGCCGAGGCCUUGGAUCGAGUGGCUGCCGGCAAAGCUCAGGCCGCGGACGUGCAGGAUCUGCGAGAUUUGGCCGAAAUCGUCGCGGCCGCUUCGCUGUGCGGGUUGGGCCAGAUGGCGGGUAACCCGGUAACCAGUCUGCUGCACUUUUACGGCGACACGUUAGGCGGGAACGUCAACGAAUAA
Molecule: messenger RNA, 1227 nt
Organism: Geodia barretti
Lineage: Eukaryota; Metazoa; Porifera; Demospongiae; Tetractinellida; Geodiidae
Source: the annotation of a GenBank genome assembly